AUGAUUCCUAGCCAUAUCAAAAGGUUUUUCUCUGAUCGAUUAUUACUUAAAAUGGUUCUUUAUCACGUUUUCCUUCCCUACUAUCUUCCUUCCUUCCUUCGUUUCUUCAAUCCUUCCUUCCUUUCUUCUCUUCUAUCUUCCUUCCUACAUUCCUCUCUUCCUUCCUUCUAUCCUUCCUAUCUUCCUUCCUUCCUUCCUUCCCUUCUAUCUUCCUUCCUUCCUUCCUUCCUUCCAAUCUUCCUUUCUUUCCUUCCUUCCUUUCCAUCUUCCUUUCUUUCUUUCUUUCUUCCUAUCUUCCUUCCUUUCUAUCUUCCUUCCUUCCUUCCUUCCUUCCUUCCUAUCUUUCUUUUCUUUCUUUUCUUUCUUUCUUUCUUUCUUCCUUCCUAUCUUCCUUCCUUCCUUCUUCCUUCCUUCCUAGCUUCCUUUCCUUCCUUCCUUCCUUCCUUCCUUCCUUCCUUCUUUCUUCCUUCCUUCAUUCCUCUUCUUCCUUCUUCCUUCCUUCCUUCCUUCCUUCCUUCCUUCCUUCCUUCCUUCCUUUCUUCCCUUCCUACCUUCCUAUCUUUCUUUCUUUCUUUCUUUCUUUCUUUCUUUCUUUCUUUCUUUCUUCCUUCCUUCCUUCCUUCCUUCCUUCCUUCCUUUCUUCAAUCCUUCCUAUCUUCCUUCCUUCCUAUCUUCCUUCCUUCCUUCUUCCCUUCCUAUCUUCCUUCCUUCCUUCCUUCCUUCCCUUCUAUCUUCCUUCCUUCCUUCCUUCCUUCCUUCCUUCCUUCCUUCCUUCCUUCCUUCCUUCCUUCCUUCCUCCUUUCUUCCUUCCUACCUUCCUAUCUUUCUUUCUUUCUUUCUUUCUUUCUUUCUUUCCUAAUCUUCCUUCCUUCCUUUCUUCUCUUCUAUCUUCCUUCCUACAUUCCUCUCUUCCUUCCUUCUAUCCUUCCUUCCUUCCUUCCUUCCUUCCUAUCUUCCUUUCUUUCUCUCUUUCUUUCUUUCUUUCUUUCUUUCUUUCUUUCUUCCUUCCCAUCUUCCUUCCUUCCUUACUUCCUUCCUUCCUUCCAAUCUUCCUUCCUUCUAUCCUUCCUUCCUUCCUUCCUUCUCUUCUAUCUUCCUUCCUACAUUCCUCUCUUCCUUUCUUCCUAUCUUCCUUCCUACCUUCCUCCCUUUCUUUCUUUCUUUCUUUCUUUCUUUCUUUCUUUCUUUCUUUCUCCCUUAUUUCCGUGCCUGCCUAUCUAUCUAUCUAUCUAUCUAUCUAUCUAUCUAUCUAUCUAUGUAUGUAUGUAUGUAUGUAUGUAUGUAUGUAUGUAUGUAUGUAUGUUCAUUAUCUAUCUAUCUAUCUAUCUAUCUAUCUAUCUGUCUAUCUCGAUACAUAUAUAUUAG
Messenger RNA from Acanthosepion pharaonis, 1365 nucleotides. The record is from the annotation of a GenBank genome assembly. NCBI's taxonomy places the organism in Eukaryota, Metazoa, Mollusca, Cephalopoda, Sepiida, Sepiidae.